CGUCAUUCCAUCUUUCUUCUGCGUUUGGCAUUCGUUACUGAAGGUCGUGUGUAGACCUUAGUUUUAGUUUAUUGUUAAUUUAAGUCUAUUCAUAAGUCAUGGCUAAUAUCGUUAACUUUGCACAAGACGUUACUGAAAAUCAAGUAAAUGGAAACGCGGAAAACGGUGGAGGUGAUGGUGGAUUAGAACAAAACAGUGCCGAUGCCCCUGGGCGUGAUGACGACAGAAAACUAUUUGUCGGAGGAUUGAGCUGGGAAACAACAGACAAGGAAUUACGUGAACACUUCAGCGCCUAUGGCGAAAUUGAAAGCAUCAAUGUCAAGACUGACCCCAAUACUGGCAGAUCACGGGGUUUCGCCUUCAUUGUGUUCAAAAGCUCAGACUCCAUCGACAAGGUCAUGGCCGCAGGGGAUCACACCAUCAACAACAAGAAAGUCGAUCCAAAGAAAGCUAAAGCCCGAUAUGGAAAAAUCUUUGUCGGAGGACUCAGCAGCGAAAUCUCAGAUGAUGAGAUAAAGAACUUCUUUGGCAAUUUUGGCACGAUAGUGGAGGUUGAGAUGCCAUUCGAUAAAACAAAGAAUCAAAGGAAAGGCUUCUGUUUCAUCACAUUUGAGUCUGAGCAGGUGGUCAAUGAACUUCUCAAGACUCCCAAACAGACCAUUGCUGGCAAAGAGGUCGACGUAAAGAGAGCGACGCCGAAGCCGGACGGCCCCGGCGCGAUGGGCGCGCGCGGCGGCCGCGGGGGGCGCGGGGCGCGCGGCGGGCGCGGCGGCCGCGGCGGCUACGGCGGCCAGGCCUGGGGCAACCAGGGCUACGGCGGCUACGGCUACGGCCAGGGCGGCUAUGGCGGCGGCUACGACGGCUACGGGGGCUACGGAGGCUACGGCUAUGAUGGCUAUGGCGGCUACGGCGGUUACGAUUACUCCGGAUACCCGAAUUACGACUACGGCGGGUACGGAGGGUACGAGGGAGGCUACGGCGCGCGCGCGGCUCCUCGCGGGAAAGGGUCGAACUCGGCGGCGGGCUACCAGGGCGGCAAGCAGCGCGGCGGCGGCGGCGGCCGCGCCAACCAGAGGCACCAGCCCUACUAACGUACCUGCGACACGAUAGUCAUCUCACUCCAUUAAGGUUAAGUCCAGCGGAGAUGAGCGCGGCUCGCGCCGGCGCGCGGGACGCCUCAUUCCAUUCCACAUAAUUAAUUUAAGAAAACUAAAUAAGAAGAUUUUUUAAGUCUAAAAGUACGUCGCUUAGACGUGGCCGCGUCCUGGUCCUUUCAUAAAUUUAAUAUAAUAUAGUAUGGAUUUAAUAGAUUACUUGAGUAUUAUUGAAUAGAUUCAAUUUUGACAUUAUAGUAACAGAAUCACCUUUGAACUGAUUGUAGAGUAAUGAUUAAUAACAGAGCUUAAUGAAUACAACAAUCCCUUUGGCGCGCGAGUGUGUGUGUAGCGUACGUGGUGUUUGUCUGUGAGCGUGUCCGAAGCCGCCCCCUUCUGGAAGUUCUGGAUCUCAAACAUGUUGUAGAUUUGUAUUUUUUAUUUGGUAAUCGAACAAAGAAAAUCUGAAUCAUGUAUUUUGUAUGGUAUAGUGUUUCUUCCAAAUCGUAGGGAUGAAAUUAGUGUAAGUGCUCAGACAUGAACAAACUCUGGAGAUAUACAAAGUUAUGUAUGUCUAAUAAAACAAUGUGUAAAUAAAA
Zerene cesonia (dogface butterfly) is the source of this 1693-nucleotide messenger RNA. RefSeq names its product RNA-binding protein squid (gene sqd). Gene Ontology annotation, molecular function: RNA binding. Gene Ontology annotation, biological process: regulation of gene expression. Gene Ontology annotation, cellular component: nucleoplasm. The record is from RefSeq and is a predicted model, not a curated record. The transcript has 8 exons. Lineage: Eukaryota; Metazoa; Arthropoda; Insecta; Lepidoptera; Pieridae. The coding region runs from base 99 to 1091 and encodes 330 amino acids.